Messenger RNA from Ascoidea rubescens DSM 1968, 267 nucleotides. RefSeq lists its product as uncharacterized. Bases 1 to 267 code for a protein of 88 amino acids. The transcript has a single exon. NCBI's taxonomy places the organism in Eukaryota, Fungi, Ascomycota, Saccharomycetes, Ascoideales, Ascoideaceae. The record is from RefSeq and is a predicted model, not a curated record. Gene Ontology annotation, biological process: sexual reproduction. Gene Ontology annotation, cellular component: Tec1p-Ste12p-Dig1p complex; Ste12p-Dig1p-Dig2p complex; nucleus. Gene Ontology annotation, molecular function: DNA-binding transcription factor activity.
AUGACACCGUUAACUCAGGAGCAAAUUGAGCAACAACACUUGAUAAUUAACCCAGCCUCAAGAAGAGGAAGGAAACCUAGUUUGCAAUUCGAUCCUACUAAAAUUUUUUCUUGUACCUUAUGCUCCAGAAAAUUCAAAAGACAAGAGCAUUUAAAAAGACAUUUCAGAUCAUUACACACUGGAGAAAAACCAUUCACUUGUCAUAAAUGUGGUAAAAAGUUUUCAAGAUCUGAUAACCUUGGUCAGCAUAUUAAAACGCAUGGAUAA